Messenger RNA from Bufo bufo (common toad), 4022 nucleotides. It is a transcript of the gene MICALL2, whose product is annotated as MICAL like 2. The transcript has 18 exons. Lineage: Eukaryota; Metazoa; Chordata; Amphibia; Anura; Bufonidae. The coding region runs from base 156 to 3218 and encodes 1020 amino acids. Gene Ontology annotation, molecular function: protein binding. The record is from RefSeq and is a predicted model, not a curated record.
CAGUCCCCCGAAGGCUCGGCGUUAGAGUCGGCUAGUCGUAGGUGCACAGGCGCACACGCCGAGCUCCGGGCUGGAAGUGACAGACGUUCUCCUGGGAGCUCUUCUGGAGGACGCCACAUACAUGUACUGAGGGGACGCCAUAAAUCUCCUCCAGGAUGGCCUCCUCCAUCAAGGCUCUCCAGCAGUGGUGCAAGCAGCAAUGCAAUGGAUAUCGUGACGUGAGCAUCACGAAUAUGACCACAUCGUUCAGGGACGGGCUGGCUUUCUGUGCCAUUCUACAUAAACACAGGCCUGACCUCAUAAAUUUUAACUCCCUUAGCAAGGAGAAUGUCUAUGAGAACAACCACCUGGCUUUCCGUGUUGCUGAGGAACAGCUCGGGAUUCCAGCUCUCCUGGAUGCGGAAGAUAUGGUCAUACUGAGGGUCCCGGACCGACUCAGCAUUCUGACUUACGUCUCCCAAUACUACAAUUACUUCCAUGGACGCUCGCCCAUUGGAGGCAUGGGAGCUGUAAAACGACCUCCUCCAGACACUUCUGAAGAACCCGCUGGAAAAAAACUAACCAAUCAUGUUCCUCAGCCCACAACCACUCCUCAACCAGCACAGAAGAGCAGCCCGGCGGUUGUAGAGAAUGCUCCUGUUCGAGCGGGUAUUAGAGAAAUUAAUCCUAACAGCGCCGUAAGCAGCAACUGCUCCAUCUGUGGUAAACAUGUCCACUUGGUCCAGAGGCACAUGGCUGAUGGAAAGCUCUAUCACAGGAAUUGCUUCAGGUGUAAACAGUGUUCGAGAACAUUGCAACCAGGCAGUUACAAAAUAGGAGACCAUCCGGGUACAUUUGUCUGCACAAAUCACCAUUGUAACACUCCCUCCCCUACAUCUACUAGUGUCUCUUCCACUGGACCAUAUGCACCUGUGGUAUCUUCUUCAGGGGGUAAUCGGAGCAGCCCAGUUCCAACUAGUCAACCAUUUAGCUCUCCGAACAGCAGAAGUUGGCAAAGUACCACAAGUCCAUCUGUCCCAACAUCAACCAGCAGAACUGCUACUGGCUUUGCCAACAAAAACACUACUGAUGUCCCGAGAACAAUAGGGCAAGAGUCUGGAUAUAAGACCACUCCUACUGUACAAUCUCCAGUCAAUAAGGAUGUUCCUACUUCUGCAAGCACAACCAAAUAUGACUCCACAAACAGGAUGGCACUGGGAUUUUAUGGUAGCCCCGAAUCAAGAAACAAUGCCUCUAGUCCAUUGGGGCCAAAUAAGGACAGAAUGGCUACAAAUAUGUCCAACAGUCCAACAACUGGUUAUUUACAGGCAGGCAAAGGAAUCAAAGAUAUGAGUCAUUCUUCUUCAUCCCAGAACAACUCUCAGAGAGACGCCCAAAAAGAUUUGGGGCGCACUGCUCAACAAACCAAAUUGACUGGUGCCUCGGGAAAUACCAUAACAGUGUCUUCUCUGUCUACUGGAAAGUGGUCUUCACCAUCUACUAAAGAUGACACAAAGGAAGCGGAUACCUCCUCGAAGCCUUGGGUUUCAUCAGCUGCAAAAAAAAAAGAAGCCCGUGACAAGUUUUUUCAGUCAAGUCCCAUUGUUCCGGAGCCAACCACAAAUCCGUCAUCAAAUGUUCAAGAAUCUCCAAAAAUAUCUGUGUCCAAUGGACUUGGAAGAACAGUGGUUAUUAAUGUAAUGCCACGAAUGUCUGAGGCCAACACUGAAAAGGAUAAAGUCGUUAUUAAUGUAACGCCACGAAUGUCUGAGGCCAACACUGAAAAGGAUAAAGCUAGGAACUUUCUUUUAAAAAAUAUUCCUAGUACAGAGUCUCCCAAGCCUUCCCAACCUGCCGACAUUUCCAGCAGUGUAUCCACUCCUAAAAGGUUACCGGAUUCUCAGCCAAACGGAACAACAGUUUCUACUUCCAAAAUGGAGCCUGAGAAACCUGUUCCGAAGGAAAGAAAAAAUAAAGUGCCAACAUCUGUGUCAAGUCCUGAGCCCCCAAAACGUCAGUCAACCCCAUCAGCCAGUAUCAACAAAGGAAUUGGAACGCCAAGGCCAGAUAAGAGUCCUGUACCAGCACCUCGUACACAAAGUGCACAGCCUAGUGUGCCUGGUCCUGGCAGAGCCCAGAAGGUGGACGACGACUCUUCGAAAACACAAAAUACUGGCAAUAAAGCGGCAAAAUCUGAAGCCCCCGAGGACUGGAGGUCGAUGCUGAAGUCUGUGGACAAGAAACCUGUUGUCCAACGUACCGUGCAUGAGCCGAAGCCAGCGCCAAAGGAGCCGGAGAGCACUACAACUCCCAAGAAACAAACAACUAUAACCAUCAUCGCUCCAAGUCCUGCAAACAAAGAGAACAAGCCAGUUGAGCCGCCUGCGCCCACUGUUACACCAAGCCGGGUGGUCACAGAAUUGCCCAAAGUGGGCCCCGGUAAGAAGAAACUUCUGGUUGCCAAAAUAGACCUGUUAAAUGAUUGGCCCCAACCUGAGCUAAAGUGGCAGGAAGGCGCCAUGACCCACGACCCCGAGGUACCUGGUUGGCGUUCACACUGGACAUCGGACAAAGAAAACUUGAAAAACUCUUCUGUUACAGACAAGACUUCUACAGAUAAACUCCCUGUUAAAAACUCCAAUCCAACUUUGGUGGAAACCAACGACGUUGCCUCCCCUAACAAGAUUCGUCCUGAAUACAUUCCAGAAAAAGAGAUCCAGAGACAGCUGGAAAUCAUUGAGCAAGAACUGGACUACCUAGAGCAGCAAGGAGUGGAGUUGGAGAAACAGCUGCGUAGUUGUGAUGGAGAUGAUUCGGAGGACUCGCUUAUGGUGGACUGGUUCAAGCUCAUUCAUGAGAAGCAACUUCUGCUGAGACAGGAAUCUGAGCUCAAUUACAUAUCCAGGCAGCAAGCUCUGGAGAACCAGCAGCAGGAUGUGGAGACCGAGCUUCGCAACCUCAUGAACAAGCCAGAGCAUCUGAAAUCUGAAAAGGACAAGACCAGGGAGAAGGAACUUCUGGAUAAAUAUCUGCUCAUAGUCAACGACAGGAGUGAGAUUAUCGAAUGCCUGGAUGAAGACCGAUUACGGGAAAAGGAAGAGGAUGAAAUGAUGGAAAAUAUGAUCCGAAAACAUUCAGAUUCCCAACAGAAGCAGCCCAGUCCAGAGCCCAACCUGAAGAGGAGAUCCCGAUUAAGCUUCUCAGGCUGGUUAAAGCCCAAAGAUAAGAACAAAACUUAAGACCGCCUUAAACAGCGGCAGGAGCCACUUUUGCAGUAAGCCGCGGUAUCUUGCACGUGACGUCUUGUGGAAACACUGGAUCACCAUUCAGAAGCUGAACUCAUCCCUGGACUUUAUCCUGGUUGUAGGAAAAUCGCGAGCGAAUCUAUUGCCGCCGCUAACCCUUCGCUCUCCGCAAUGUUUGCACGGCGAUGGUAUAUUACUGCAGGAACGCCUGUGGAUAUUCCGACGGUCUCAGUUUGCAGGUGGAGGUGUCGGGUUAUACUAGCGCUGGCUUCCUUGAGUGAGUCAUGCAGUAUCUGAGAAUUUCCCGUCUUGCGUCCUGAUGUUUACACGUGGCCUGGACGAUACUGUGAGCUGGCUGGAUCUGCCAGUCGCCUUCCGUCGUGUGCAAGGGCUGGAGGAAGGUGAUCCCGCAAGUGCAGGCCCAGGAAGCCUUCACGGAUCAGGGCUGUACAUAGUGACGAGGAAUGCUCUGCAGAACACCAGCCGUGUCCUCCACCCCCUCCUUCUGUCUGCUGACUAUGUCACCUAUCUGUGAAGAGCCAAGUCCCUGCUGAGCGAGAUCCAAAGUCUAUUGUCUUGGGCCUGGCCUAGCACGAUAUGGAAAGUUUACACAGAGGACUGCGAAAAUUCCUUGAGCGCGUUUUGGGCCGAGCUCGGUCAGCCCUGCGGGGACUCGUGUUUUCUUUCUCUUUUUUUAUUUUUUUAUUUUAUUUUCUGUGCAAUUUGCCUCUUCUAUUUAAAAGCCGUCUCCGUUUUGUAAGUUUGGAGAUUUCCUGAAUAAAUAUAUGGUUUAUUAUA